Nymphaea colorata (pocket water lily) is the source of this 1030-nucleotide messenger RNA. RefSeq lists its product as uncharacterized. The record is from RefSeq and is a predicted model, not a curated record. NCBI's taxonomy places the organism in Eukaryota, Viridiplantae, Streptophyta, Magnoliopsida, Nymphaeales, Nymphaeaceae. Bases 83 to 955 code for a protein of 290 amino acids. The transcript is spliced from 5 exons.
AAUUUUCCGGUGCAAGCCAAGAUUUCGAAUCUUGCCCCAGUUCAGUUCAGCCGGGAUCAGGAACAGAGCGGGCUUCUUUAGAAUGGAAGAGCCGCAAGACGUGGCGAUCGUCGAGCGUGAAGAAGAAGAAGAAGAACAAAAGGAGAAAGAGGAGCCGAAGAGGGAACUGGCGUUUCCAUAUUGGGCCGCUUGCCGAAGGCGAUAUGUUCCUGAUCACCCAUUCUUCUCCUCUGGAGAUGCAGAAAGAGAGCUGCUUGCGAAGCAGAUUGCUCUGGAUCUCGCCGAAGGUGAUGGACGCGCUUUAGAAGGGACUGAUGAACGGGGUAUGUUCUGUCCAAUCGUUGGCUGUGGUGCAAGAUUGAAUUCUUUGGAAGACUUUGAAGACCAUUACCUUGCCAGGCACACUGCGUCAUGCUCAGUGUGUGGAAGAGUUUAUCCAACAUCAAGAUUGCUGAGUAUACAUGUUUCUGAAACACAUGAUUCCUUUUUCCAGGCUAAAGUAGCUCGUGGUUUUCCCAUGUAUGAAUGUCUGGUUGAAGGCUGUGGUGUGAAGCUCAAAACUUACCAAAGCCGGCAGCAGCACCUCAUCGACAAGCAUAAAUUCCCAACGUCCUUUGAGUUCCUUAAGAAGAAGCACCUGUCGAAGCAGCAACGCCAGCACCAUCAUCGACGGGCAGCAAAGAAGAUUGAAUCAGACACCACAAGUGAUCAUGCAAAAAGCGAGUCUGCAGUGGUGGACAUGGAAAUGGAAGGAAAUGUCGCUGAGCUUGCAAGUGCAGUCUCAAGAUUAAGCACUGCUGAUGCUUCAUCCCCUUCGAAUGUUAGUUUUGGCCGCCGCCAUUCACGUGGUCUUGCCUUUAUUCCACGGUCGAUUCAGCAGCAAAGGAAAUCUGGCAUUUCGGCAAACAGAAAAAGGGUCGAAGACACCACAGCAGUCCGUUUGACACCUUCAUGAUGCAUCACAUUGCUCCCUCAUGAGGGCAAAAUGGGGAAAUGGCUUUCCGUUUUUACAUUUUGUCCUUGUAGAUGG